AUGGUGCGCAUCCGGUCCAGUACGCGUGGGAAGACAGAUGCCGGUGCUGCUGUUGCCAGGGACAUCGAUUUCAAGCAUUUCUGGAGACAAUUGCGAGCGGUUGGAUGGACAUCGAAGAAACCGAGCGGCUUCGAGACGGAGUGGCGGUACAAGACCCCGAAUGGUGUUGAAGUAUUCGUUGGAGAAGAUGCGGUGGUGAGGCAUGCGAUAGAGUCUGGUUUACUUGCGACUAGCGAGGAUGAAGAAGAGAAGACCGAAGACAACGCCAGUCCCGACAUCGAAAACGUUGAGGAUAGAGAUAUUCGAGUAUCGCAGAUCGACACAAGCGCACAGCUCUCACAACACGCUCUUGAUGAUCUAUUUGGAGCCUCGAGUGACUCAGACGUCGAGCUGUCGCACGCCGCAGUGCUACGAGCGUUUGGAUUAUCUUCGAGAGAACUCGAAGAUGCCGAGUCACAUCUACAUGCAGCAACAAGCCUUUACUUACUGUCGGAAGCUUCUGGCAUUGAUAGUGAUGCUGAACGAGAUGGUGUUUGUGCUGAAACCUCCGGACCGGUGCUUCGGUCACUCUCCAACUUCAAGCAGGACGUUAACUUUGUCCCUGACGACGCAAAUUUGAGCUCCUAUGAAAGUCUCAGUUCUGGUCGGAGCGACAGCGAUGGAGUUAUCGACAGUGACGAAGAUGCCGCCGUAGAGGACACCUCAAGCGAUGAUGAUGUCAUAUCCGAUGCUGACGCUCCACAGAUGGACGAGGCAUUCGUCGAAUCCCUUCUUGUUGGGCAGGAUGGUGUCAACAAAAAUGCCGCGGAGGCGAGAGCUAACGCAUUGAGAGCAACGAAAUGGACUCCCGUGUCGUCGGAGUUUGAGGAUGUGUCACUCCCGUACCCAGGCCUCAAUGACGAAGUGGGCAAGCCUGUACCUGAGCUACGCAGUGUCUGUCAUUCCCCGCUUCUGACCCUGUUCUACUACAUGCCGAAAUCGCUGUGGGUGAUGAUUAACGCUGAAACGAACCGGUACAGUUUGCAACAGAUCGAAAAGCGGGCACAAGCAAUACACGCCAAGCAGCUGGAACCCAAACGAGAAAUCCUCCUGCAAAUUCGCCGGCGGCUGAAAGCAAAAGCAGCGUACCAGACUCAUGAAAUCCUUCAGGUUCUAGGACUUCUGAUCGCACGGAUGUUAUGCCCGCAGAAGCGCCGAUUUGCAGCACGCUGGUCGAUGACUGAGGACGGGGCAGUUCCUGCUGGAACGUUCGGCCGUUUCAUGGGGCGUAACCGCUUCCAAGAUAUCUUACGAGAUCUCCACUUUGUCGACAACGAGGGUGAGCGGCCAAGAGACAAGCUAUGGAAACUUCGGCCUGUUGUCACCAAGCUACAGGACCGGUUUCUGGCUGGAUGGUCACUUCCGGCAGUGUUCUCGUUCGAUGAAGGUGUUCUUCCUUCAAUAUCCAAGCGCAAUACAACACCGAUGUUUAUGCCAGACAAACCUCACCGGUACGGCACGAAAAUGUUUAUGACGUGUGAUGCUAGGACAGCAUAUUGCCACAGAUUCGAAAUGUAUGCUGGAAAACGAAAUACUGGAGACACUGGCGACUCUUCAUUCGACCAUAAGACUGGUGCCGCGGCAGUCGUUCGUAACCUGAAGAGCGUGCUUCACGAAAAUCGGCGCCAUCCGUGGCACUUGGUCGUGAUUGAUCGAUUCUACUCAUCUGUCCUUCUAGCGAUCGAACUUCUGGGCAUGCGUGUUUACGUCUUGGGCGCUAUAAUGACGGACAGACUUGGCUACGACAAGAACAUCAAAGCGGCUCGGAAGACAAGGCCCGAAAGCAUCCCUCGCGGAGCGUUCACAUUCUCCCGUUCUGUUGCUGUGCCAACUAUGGUGGCGUUCCACUGGUGGGACAGUAAACCCGUGCAUUACUUGUGCACGGGCACUGUGAUGUCGGCUUCGUCAAUCAACAGGAAUGUGAAGCGCGUGGGACCUGUUACUGUGCCUUGCCCUGCAGCUGCGACGGAUUAUCAGCGCUGGAUGGGAGGAGUUGAUGUUCACGAUCAACUCCGCCUUCAGAAGUUCUCGUUGCAGACGUCCACCAAGUUCAAUAAAUACUACAUGAGUUUGUUCUUGGGUCUCGUAGAUCUAGCGUUGGUUAACGCAUACAUCUCACACAAGGAAACCGCACGAAUUACGGGUACUACAGCAACUACACGUGGAGACUGGUAUUGUAUUCUCCAGAAUCAGCUUCUCCAGCUGAAGCCUGAAGACUUUGACGGUGCCGUAGCGACCCCACCCCCGCUACGUCAAAAGCGCCAACGUACCCCAGUGCGGCUCACCCAUCAAGUGAAACAGUCGGAAGAUUGGGUGACUGUCAGCGGCGUCCAAAAGAGACGACAGAGAUCCUGUAAAGUCUGCGCACUACUCAGGACCGACAGAAAGAAGAAAUCUUACGCAACGACCUUCUUCUGUGAACGCUGCUCGCUGGACAACGCUAAAUGUUGGCUUUGCAGUAAGAUCCGGCAUACCUACAAGGGCGAAGCAAAGACGUGCUUUGGUAUAUGGCAUGACGAUUUUGACUGCGGUCAGGCGAUCCCUGCCACCUUAGGAAAAAGAGUCGUGCUGCGGCGUCCCGGGAAGAUACCUGGAAUGCGGAAGAAGACUCGCCGAGAAUUACAGCUUCACAACUGGAAGGCGGACGACGAGGGAUCCAGAAAUGAAAAUGACAACGCUCAGCGAGUCCAAGAGUAG
Molecule: messenger RNA, 2736 nt
Organism: Phytophthora nicotianae INRA-310
Lineage: Eukaryota; Oomycota; Peronosporomycetes; Peronosporales; Peronosporaceae
Exons: 2
Coding region: 1-2736 (911 amino acids)
Source: RefSeq, a predicted model, not a curated record